This is a messenger RNA of Lepisosteus oculatus (spotted gar), 5490 nucleotides long. It is a transcript of the gene abcb5, whose product is annotated as ATP-binding cassette, sub-family B (MDR/TAP), member 5. The record is from RefSeq and is a predicted model, not a curated record. Gene Ontology annotation, biological process: transmembrane transport. Gene Ontology annotation, molecular function: ATP hydrolysis activity; ATP binding; ABC-type oligopeptide transporter activity. Lineage: Eukaryota; Metazoa; Chordata; Actinopteri; Semionotiformes; Lepisosteidae. Gene Ontology annotation, cellular component: membrane.
CUUUCUGACUUGAUAAAUUAGCAAGCUGGAUUCUCCAGAUCUGGCAAAACUGGAUCUUGAUAUAUUCUGUGAAAACGUACACAAGCCAGAAUGAAAGACGAUAUGGAUACCCAACAUGAAGAGCCUCAAUAUGAUGUCAUUCCUGAUGGGUAUAACAACCUGGCCUUCGUGAGCGAAGAGGAGCCCAAAGACGGGCCUCAGUCUGAGAACAAGGCUCUGCCCCGGUCCAGAAAGAAGAAGAAAGAAGGUGCAAAGAAAGAGCCCCCUAAGCUGGUUGGAUUUUUCAGUCUGUUUCGCUAUGCGGACGGCUGGGACAUUGUCAUGAUGAUACUGGGCUUGAUCUGUGCUGCAGCCCAUGGUGUUGCCUUGCCUCUGCUGACUGUUGUCUUUGGGCAAAUGACUGACAGCUUUGUCAAGAGUGGCUUACCUCUGAACAUUACAGGGAAUUUCUCUACGAACAUCUCAUAUAGCUUGCAAUGUGACAAACUACCAGGCAUUGAUAUUGAAGCUGAAAUGACAAGGAAUGCAUAUUACUUUGUUGGACUUGGUGCAGCUGUACUGCUUCUUUCAACAAUUCACGUGAUGAUGUUCUUACUGGCUGCUGCAAGACAGACCAGAAGGAUUCGUGACAAAUAUUUCCACGCCGUUCUUCAUCAGGAGAUGGGAUGGUUUGACACGCAUCAGAUUGGAGUGCUAAAUACAAGACUUACAGAUGAUAUCAACACAAUCAAUGAUGGCCUUGGAGACAAAAUCUCUAUAUUUUUGCAAAUGUUCUGCACAUUUAUAACAGGCAUUAUCAUUGGGUUUGUGUAUGGAUGGAAGCUGACUUUGGUCAUCCUAGCAGUCAGUCCACUUUUGGCAGGAUCUGCAGCUGCUUUAUCUAAAAUUUUGGGAACAUUGACAAGCAAAGAGCUAACAGCUUAUGCAAGUGCUGGGGCAGUGGCUGAAGAGAUCCUGGUGUCGAUUAGGACUGUCGUUGCCUUUAAUGGACAGAAGAAAGCUGUAGAAAAGUAUGAAAGAAAUUUACAGAAAGCCAAGGAUUUAGGAGUCAAGAAGGCAAUUACAACCAAUGCCUCCAUGGGGCUCACUCAGUUUAUCAUAUUCGGAUCCUACGCUCUGGCCUUCUGGUAUGGAACAAAACUGUCUGUAGAUGAGCCUGAAAACUACUCCAUCGGGAAAGUCUUAACGGUCUUCUUCUCUGUGAUGAUCGGCGCCUUCUCGCUGGGCCAAGCAGCGCCAAACUUGGAAAGCAUCGCUAAUGCCCGAGGAGCUGCCUAUGAAAUCUACAGCACGAUUGAUUCGCCACAUCCAAUCGACAGCAGCUCAAAGGAAGGCUACAAACCCGGCAGCGUACAAGGCGACAUCGAGUUCAAGAACAUCCACUUCUCCUACCCCUCCAGGAAGGAUGUAAAAAUUCUUCAAGGACUGGACCUGAAAAUUGAGCGAGGGAAGACGAUAGCCCUGGUCGGGGCUAGUGGCUGUGGGAAAAGCACAACCAUUCAGCUCCUGCAGAGGUUUUACGACCCUGACGCGGGAGAGGUCACCCUGGACGGGCGCGACAUCCGCUCGCUCAACGUGAAGUGGCUGCGGGAGAACAUGGGCAUCGUGAGCCAGGAGCCCGUGCUGUUCGCCACCACCAUCGCGGAAAACAUCCGCUACGGCAGGGAGGACGCGACGGACGAGGACAUCGAGCGGGCUGUGAGGGAGGCCAACGCGUAUGACUUCAUCUCGAAGCUCCCCGACAAGCUCAAUACGAUGGUUGGCGAAAGGGGAGCUCAGCUGAGCGGGGGCCAGAAGCAGAGGAUCGCCAUCGCCCGCGCUCUUGUCAAGAACCCCAAAAUCCUGCUCCUGGACGAGGCCACGUCCGCUCUCGACACGCAGAGCGAAAGCGUUGUGCAGACAGCGCUGGACAAGGCAAGAGCCGGUCGCACCACCAUCAUGAUUGCUCACCGCCUGUCCACUAUCAGGACGGCAGAUGUCAUAGCUGGGUUCUCCAGCGGCGUGGUGGUUGAACAGGGAACCCACAGAGAGAUGAUGGCCAAGAAGGGGGUCUACUACUCCCUUGUUAUGCAGCAGAGUUCAGGUCACAUUGAGGAAGACAGUGAGGGAAGCACGUUCUCGUUUGACGAUGAAGCAUCUGAAGAUGAGCCAGAGCUGGUGAAUAAUGGAGCGUCCCAGGCCAGCAUCUUCCAGAGAAGCAGCAUAAGACGCAGCAGACAAAGCGUGAGGAGAUCAGCCAAAACCAAACUGAGAAGGAGGAAAAGAGGGAAAAAGAAAAAGGAGGAAGAGGAAAGUCUCCCAGAUAUCCCAUUUGGUAAAAUCCUGGAAAUGAACAAGCCGGAGUGGCCCUUCCUGGUGAUAGGGUGUGUCGCGAGUUUGAUUGGAGGAGCGGUUUACCCCUGCGUGGCCAUUGUCUUCUCCAAGAUCAUCGGGGUUUUUGGCGAAUUGGAUCCUGACGUCAGAAGAGGAAAAACAACCUUAUUGUCACUGAUGUUUCUUCUCAUUGGAGCAGUUGCUUUUGUCACUUACUUUUUAGAGGGUUUCAUGUUUGGGAAAUCGGGAGAGAUCCUCACGAUGAGGCUGCGAUCUCAGUCCUUCAAAGCCAUGAUAAGACAGGACAUUGCAUGGUUUGAUGACAACAAGAAUGCUGUGGGCAUUUUAACUACCAAACUUGCAACUGAUGCAUCACUUGUAAAAGGGGCUGCUGGAGCACGACUUGGCUUGGUUACAAGAUUGCUGUGCAGCCUGACAAUUGCCAUAAUAGUUGCUUUUGUUUUCAGCUGGCAGUUGACUCUGCUAAUCCUGGCUUGUGUUCCAUUUCUGGUCGGAGCAAAUAUCAUUCAAAUGAAGUCAACAGCAGGACAUGCCUCCAAAGAUCAGAAAUCUUUGGAAUUAUCUGGAAAGAUAUCCACGGAAACAGUAGAAAACAUCAGAACAGUUGCAGCUUUAACAAGAGAAGACGUUUUCUUUAAAAGGUUUCAAGAGAGUUUACAACCACCAUACAGGGCAGCUCUGUGCAAAGCGCCCAUCUACGGCCUGACCUACGCCCUCGGUCAGGCAGUGCCUUACUUCGUCAAUGCUUCAAUUUUUCGUUUUGGGUCUUGGCUUAUUGCGCACUGUUAUACAGAGUUUGAAAACGUGUUCUUGGUGUUCUCUGUGAUAGUGUUCGCUGCGAUGAGUAUCGGACAGUCCUCUUCGUUUGCCCCAGACUUCGCCAAAGCAAAAGCCUCUGCCCAAAGAAUAACUCAGCUGCUUGAGAGAAAACCAGACAUCGAUAUCUACAACGAAGGAGGGGAAAAACCAAGUUCUUUCGAAGGCAACGUUGAGUUCAGUAGUGUGCACUUUGCCUAUCCCACCAGGCAGGGCGUGCAGGUUCUGCAGGGGCUCAGCGUGAAGGUGGCCAAGGGGCAGACGCUGGCGCUGGUGGGCGGCAGCGGCUGUGGGAAAAGCACGUCAGUGCAGCUGUUGGAGAGGUUCUACAACCCCGCGGCUGGACAAGUGCUUGUCGAUGGCAAAGACACCAAGUCCUUGAACCUGGCCUGGCUCCGGGCCCAGCUGGGUCUGGUCUCCCAGGAACCCAUCCUGUUUGACUGCAGCAUCGCCGAGAACAUUCAGUACGGGGACUGCAGCAGAGAGGUCUCCCAGCAGGAGAUUGAGGAGGCUGCCAAAAGGGCCAACAUCCACAAUUUCAUCCUCAGUUUGCCUCAGCAAUACAACACGAAAGUGGGGGACAAGGGGGCGCAGCUCUCCGGAGGGCAGAAGCAGAGGAUCGCUAUCGCCCGCGCUCUGGUCCGCAAGCCGAAAGUGCUGCUGCUGGACGAGGCCACCUCCGCCCUGGACACGGAGAGCGAGAAGAUCGUGCAGCAGGCGCUGGACGAGGCCAGGCAGGGACGCACCUGCAUCGUGAUCGCCCACAGGCUGUCCACCAUUCAGAACGCCGACAUCAUCGCGGUCAUCAGGGACGGGCAGGUGGUGGAGCAGGGCACGCACAGCGAGCUGAUGGCCAGACAGGGAGCCUAUUCCGCCCUGGUCAACGCCCAGGUUUCUGUCUAACGGGCAGUGUGAAUUCACUGUGGAAGUCAAGGACUGGGUGCACGAGGAUGUCUUCUAUUAAUGGGUCCUGAAAACCCUGAAUCUGCGAAGGCAGCAACAGAAGAACACCUGUUAAUUGCAGGUCUAGUCUUCACUCAGGUUUCUUAUUCGUUUAGGACAUGUUCACUGUGAACCCGGGCAAAUUAGAAUGACUGUAUAUUAAUGGAGCUCACAUGUCUCCUUAUUCUGAGGGCAAGACGUGCUCAGAACCCCUUGAGCUAGAAGCCCCAGUGUGUGCACUUAUGUUUGUUACGUACACUUGCAUUUAACUUCUUCCCACAUCAUCUUUUGGCUCAAAUUAUAACUGCUCUGUAUUUUCAAAGCAGUCACUGAUGGCCUAGCUACGGUGGGUCGCUCGUCUAAUCCAUAUGACGAUUUCCAUAUUCAAAUACAGUACCUGUUCAGUUAGCUGAAGCUGCGUAAGUGUCCUUUUCCUGAGACUGCAACAGGCUUUAAGACACCUACAGUACACCUGGUGUAAGUAAUCCAGCCAAAUGCAGCAAAGAAACUUUUCUCUUAAAAUGCCGAUAAUCAGAGGAACACUGCUGGACUGGAGACCUCAGGGCAGGAUCUGUGCAGCAGUGAUUCAGGUCUGUCAGACACUCAAAACAAAUGUAGCUCCUGAGGCACCAGUGUUGUACCUCUGCUGGAGGGAAAUGGACAGUAUGUAAUAUGCAAUAACGUUCACAGAUGACUUCACUGCUGACCCUGUGGGAGCUGAUACUGAAUAUAUCGUUCUACAGGACUGGCUUUUACUUGCUAAUGAAAUUAAUAAUUAAACUUUUACUACUUACUGUAUAUUUUCUAAAAGCUUAUUUCUUAGCUUUUAUAACACAGCUGUUACAGAUUUUUUAAAAUCUUAUUCAAAUUUUUUUAAAAUUCCUAUCUUUAUACUUGUUACAUUUUUGUGUUCAGCAAUCACUAAAGAUCACCAAAAUGUCCUCUAAUAUAUUGCUAAUUGAUAGUAUCUGAUAUGUAGAUGGUUAUAUAUUAUGCAUAGAAUUUAUUUUUCUAUUCUAUUACAUGUUACAGUUAUAUGAUCAGUAUAAUUUAUUUUUGUGGUGGGGGCUGAUUUGCUGUGUUUUAUAUGUUCUGUCAAUAGUUUGUAUGUUUUGUCUGUGACAUGAGGAAAUUGCACUCGCUGUACUAUAUCUUAAAAUAAUGCAUACAUACUGUACAUAUCUGAAAAGGAGGUUUUUGUGUUGUAUACUGUAUGUUUCUAUCUAAACAGGUGAAGAAAGAUUUCUGUCAGAAAACGAUGUUCCUCAAAGAAGUGCUUUUUUAAUUAUUUAAGCCUUGUGUAUAAUGUACCAUAUAUAUAUAUUUGUGUCCAUUUUUAUGCGAUGCAGUUCGGCCUUCUCUUAAAACUACAUAAACAAGGAUUUUUUUAAUACUGCA